AGGGGGAAAUACUAAAGGAGGAGGUGAAAGUUCGAAGAAGAGGAAGAACAGCGACCGCUUCUCUUUCCUCUCUCUCUCACACAACCCAAACACUGCGUUUAUUUGAGACAGAUAUGUGAGUCCCCCCAAAGCCUCCAUUUUCAAUUUUAUAUAUUGUGUGCAACUUCCAUCUUUCAUUUUCCACAAGGUGAUUGCAAAAACACUCACUGCAAAGAGCAACAAAGAGAAAGUAAAGGAGCGAAAGAGAAAGAAAGAGACGACAGAAGACAGAGCGACAACACAGAGAGAGAAAGAGAGAGAGAGAGAGAGAGAGAAAGAGAGCGUGUAGUGUGUGUGUAUAUGUAUGAGAGUGUCCCUCAGAUAGGUAGAUAGAGAGAGAGUGGAGGAAUUCAAGAAGCUUUCAAUACCACAGAAGGGAAAACGAUGUCUGAGAGCUUCACAUCCUUUCAUACCCUUCACCUCUAAGAGGUACAUAUAUGUGUAUCUAGACAUAUAUAUGUGUAUAUAUUAUAUAUAUACAAGAGAUGAUGAACAAAGGUGAAAGUGAUGAUGAAAUGAAAAUUACCAUUUAGAUUCGUUUAUUCCAGCACGAUCCUUGAUCAAUUCGAUUAGUGACAAGGCGAAGGCGAGGGAGAGGAUGAUGAUAAAGAUGAUGAGUAAGAUCUUAGCAUGGGAAUAGCAACACCCUCUUCUUCCCUUCCUUCUAUUAUUUCUCACCCCAAGACACACCAGCAACACCAUUCCAAUUCUAUGUCCCAAGACUACGGCCAUCACCAAGGAAUCUUCAGCUUCCCGAAUGGGUUCCAGAGAUCGGCUACAACCAUGAGUCACCAAGACCCUCACCAACAACAACAGCAGCACCAGCAGAUUCGUAGGGACAAAGUGAGGGUGCAAGGCUUCGAGCCACAACAAACUUUGGUCCCCAUAGAGGAAGACGAACCGGGAAGCCUCCCUGUGUACGAAACCGCGGGUAUGUUAUCGGAGAUGUUCACUUUCCCUCCCGGCGCCGCCACGGAAUUAUUGGAGCAACAGCAACAACAGGCACAGCAGCAACAAUCAAUGACGACGACGUUUCGAUCGUCGGCAAGAGCAGUGGGCAGUGGUGGCAGCGAGUGGUACGGAAACAGACAAGGGAUGCUAACCGGGUUGGGACCGUUGGGAGAUUCCAAGAAUCAUCAUCAUCAUGGCAGUGUGAAUAGCCGUGACAGUAGCAGCAGCAGCAUAGUUCAGCAUCAACAUCAUCAUCAUCACCACAACCACCAUCAUCAGCAUCAGAUGUCAAGCAUUAAUGCAGACUCAGCAGCUGCCAUGCAGCUUUUUCUCAUGAACCCGCAAAGCACCAGAUCCCCUUCUCCCCCUCCGCCUCCUUCUUCCACUCUCCACAUGUUACUUCCCACGUUUCCUCCGGGCUCAGGAGGGUCUUUUGGUCAAUUCACGUGGCUCCCUGACACUGCUCAAGAUGGAGGAGGACCCAGUACGGUUGUGGAAGGCCCCGGUCACGGCCAAGGUCUUUCCUUAUCCUUGUCCUCCUCCUUAGAAGCUGCGAAAGCGGAGGAACUUAGGAUGGGGGAUAGUGGGUUUUUGUAUUACAAUCAAGCUAGUGGAGGACCCUCUUCCUAUAAGAGUGCUCUUGGGGGUCAUCACCACCAAGCAUUGUUGGGACAGACCCACCAGGGGCAUGUUGGCUUUGCGCCAUCAUCCUCCACAUCAUCCUUAGGUGUUGUCAACGCCUUGAGGAAUUCCAAGUAUAUUAAGGCUGCUCAGGAAUUGCUUGAAGAGUUUUGCAGUGUUGGGAGGGGCCAGUUCAAGAAGAACAAGUUCAAUAGGCAACUCUCAAACCCUAGCUCCAAUCUUGGAGCUAGUGGCGGCGGUGGCGGCGGUGCUUCCUCGUCUUUAUCAAAGGAUGUUCCUCCUUUGUCAGCAGCUGAUAGGAUUGAGCAUCAAAGGAGGAAGGUCAAACUUCUAACAAUGCUUGACGAGGUAGAUCGGAGAUACAGCCACUACUGCGAGCAAAUGCACAUGGUGGUGAACUCGUUUGACAUGGUGAUGGGUUUUGGUGCUGCUGUGCCAUACACAGCACUUGCGCAGAAAGCAAUGUCUCGUCACUUUAGGUGUCUAAAGGAUGCCAUAACAGCGCAACUGAAGCAUAGUUGUGAGCUGUUGGGAGAGAAAGAUGGGGCAGGGAACUCAGGGUUGACCAAAGGAGAGACCCCAAGGCUGAAGAUGCUUGAACAAAGUCUGAGACAGCAAAGAGCGUUUCACCAAAUGGGGAUGAUGGAACAGGAAGCUUGGAGACCCCAGAGAGGGUUGCCAGAACGAUCUGUCAACAUUUUGAGAGCCUGGCUUUUCGAGCAUUUCCUUCAUCCGUACCCAAGCGAUGCAGAUAAGCAUCUGUUGGCACGACAGACUGGGCUAUCGAGAAAUCAGGUAUCAAACUGGUUCAUUAAUGCAAGGGUUCGAUUGUGGAAACCCAUGGUAGAAGACAUGUACCAACAAGAACUCAAGGAAGCUGAAGGGGCAGAAGAGGAAAGAGAGAGGAACCAAAGCAGCAGCAAUAACAGUGGCCACCAACUGGCACAAACCCCAACGCCCUCCACCACGGCAUCGACAGCAACAGCGCCACCACCGCCUCCAACAACAUCGACAGCGACGACACCACCAACAGCCAAAAGAUCCGACACCGAAAGCGACCCUUCACUCGCCCCAAUAAAUAACAACAGGCCACAGGGAGCCUUCUCGGAAACACAACCCAACUCCUCCACCACCGCCACCGCAUCUGAGGUGGCGCCGCCCUCGGAGCUUCCCCGGUCGAUGGGGGCUGAUGACUCCUGCCGACACGGUAGCCUCGUUGCGACGGAGUUUGGGACUGGUCCCGGCGCUUCUGACAUUGGUUCGACACUGAUUAGGUUUGGGACCACCGCAGGUGACGUGUCACUGACACUAGGGCUACGCCACGCCGGGAACAUGCCGGAGAAAACUCCGUUCUCCGUUAGGGACUUUGGAGGCAUUUAAACUUAAUCAAUCCCCUCUAUUACUUCACAUGAUCAUAAAGAUAAUAAUGAUACGUAUAGGAGGUUGCUUUAUUAUUACUAUUUUAUUUUUACUUUUAUUAUUAUAAUAAUAUGAUUAUUAUGAUAUGAUA
This is a messenger RNA of Vigna unguiculata (cowpea), 3142 nucleotides long. RefSeq names its product BEL1-like homeodomain protein 2. Gene Ontology annotation, molecular function: DNA binding. The record is from RefSeq and is a predicted model, not a curated record. NCBI's taxonomy places the organism in Eukaryota, Viridiplantae, Streptophyta, Magnoliopsida, Fabales, Fabaceae. Gene Ontology annotation, biological process: regulation of DNA-templated transcription.